AUGUUUAUCCCUCAGAAUAAGUCUAAACGACUUUCUCUUGAUAAAAUUGGUCAAUUAGAAGAAGAUUUAGAAUUAAAUCCAUUAGAUUAUAAUAAAUGGCAAAAAUUAAUUGAUCAAUUAAUCAUUAAAGAUAAUCAAGAACAAGUUCGAAACACAUUUGAUAAAUAUUUGAAAAUUUUUAAAUUUGAUGGUGCUUCAUGGUGUAAAUAUAUUAAAUAUGAAUUAAAUCGUGAUGAAAAAGAAAAAGUUGAAAAUUUAUUUCAACAAUGUUUAGGAAUCACCGAUAAUGUUGAAUUAUGUCGAUUAUACGUUGAUUAUGUUCGUGGUGUUACUGAUUUUGUCACUGGAGGAGAAAAAGCUCGUGGUGUGGUGGUCCAAGCAUUUGAAUUUGCCAUUAAUAAAGUUGGCAUAGAUAUAACUAGUGAAAGUUUAUGGCAAGAUUAUAUUCAAUUUUUACAAAGUUGGAACCCAAAUGCCAAUUGGGAACAACAACAAAAAAUCGAUUUAAUUAGAAAAGUUUAUAAAAAAUUCUUGACCAUACCUACAGAAAAUAUUGAAGUUAGUUGGUCUCAAUACACCAAAUGGGAAAAUGAAUUAAAUCCAGCUACAGCAUCGAAAUUCAUAUCAGAAAAAUCUGGUGAAUUUAUGUUGGCUCGUUCUUGGAAUACAGAAUUUAAUCGUAUAACUGAUAAGAGUUUAAAACGUAAUUUAAACCCUGGUGACCAUAAUGAUGAAGAUGUUGUUAAACAAUUGAAAUAUUGGCUUAGGUGGUUAGAAUUAGAAAAAGAAAAUAAACUAGAAUUAAAAGAUGAAACUGUAAAUGAUAAACGUAUUCAAUACGUAUAUAAACAAGCUACGUAUGCUCUACCUUUUGUUCCGGAAAUUUGGUUUCAAUACGUCAAAUAUUUAUUAGUACAGAAUGAAGAAGGUAAUUUACAAGAAAGUAUACGACUUUUAAAAGAAGGUGGGCUUGUUUUAAAUCCGAAAAGUAUGCUUCUUACUUUUCAACUUGCUGAAUUAUAUGAAAGAGAUAAUUCAUUUAAUAAUGCCAAAAUUGUGUUUAAAAAUUUACUUGAUGCCUUACAAAAAGAUUAUAAUUCUGUGGCCAAUCAAAUUGCUGAAUUAAAAGAACGUAUUGAUCCUGCAACAGAUAAAGAUAAUAUUCAGGAAGAUGACGACGACAACGAAGAAGAAGAAGAAGAAGAAAACGAUAACGAUAACGAUAACGAUAACGGUGGAGACCUGAAACAACAACCACCCUCAAAAAAACUUAAACUUAACCCCAAUGGUGGUCAAAAUGGAUCUAAUAGUGAAAAUAACGGAGAAGCAGUAUCAGCACCAUCAUCAUCAGUCAAGCUUCCCCAAGUUUAUAGAAUCUCAUUAGCCGAUUCCAAACAAUUAUUGUCAUUUGAAAAUGAACAAAAGCGUUUAUCAGAUGCAAUUACUCUAACUUAUGUUAAAUUUAUGAUAGCUAGUAAACGUUCCGAAGGAAUUAAAGAAGCUCGUAAUGUUUUCAAACAAGCAAGAAAAUUCACUGAUAUUGGAUAUCAAAUAUUUAUUGAAAGUGCCCUUUUGGAACAUUAUUCUGAUAAAAAAUCUACGGCAUUAAAAAUAUUUGAUCUUGGUAAAAAAAAUUUUGCUACUAAUGGGAAAUUCUUAUUGAAUUAUUUAGAUUAUUUAAUUAUGAUUAAUGAUGUUGAUACAAUGAGAACGGUUAUACAAUCAUCCGAUGCUAAUUUCACUAAAGAAAUUGGUAAUUUACAAGAAGAAUUGAAAUUAACUAAUUUAGACCCUAUAACUAGGAAAAAACUUGAAAAACAAAUCACUAAUUUAAAAAAAUUUUUAAAACAAUUGUAUAAAAAAUAUAUUUCAUUUGCUGCUACAUUUUUAUCAUUGGAUGUUACUCAUAGUUUUGCUAAAAAAUGUGAACAAUUGUUUCCUAAGGAUGAUCCAAUUGAUUUAUUCACUGAUCGAUAUAAAUUGGAUAAUAUAAAUAUUAUCAAAAAAGAUGAAUUAGGUAGAGAUGAUAUAUUAACAUCAUUUGAUGGAAUCAUUGAUGAAGAAGAAUUACAACGUUUAAAAAGACGUAAAUUAUCUAAUGGCAGUGGUUCAUCAUCAUCAUAUUCAUUUAAUGAAGAAGAAUCAAAAUCUGCAAUUAAAAAUAUUGAAGAACAAAAAACAAGAGUUCAACAAGAACAAGAUCAAGAAAAUCAAGGAAUUAAUAAACCUGAAGAAUCAUUUGUUGGACCUUCAAUUAUUGCUUUGAUGUCGGCUUUACCUAAUGCUUCUUAUUUUGGUUUACCUUCAGAAAGUGUAUUUAAUAGUGAAAAAUUAGUAACUUUGUUUGCCAAUUUAUCAAACAUUCCACUGCAAUAA
Candida albicans SC5314 is the source of this 2376-nucleotide messenger RNA. Its product is annotated as cleavage polyadenylation factor subunit. Lineage: Eukaryota; Fungi; Ascomycota; Pichiomycetes; Serinales; Debaryomycetaceae. The transcript has a single exon. The coding region runs from base 1 to 2376 and encodes 791 amino acids. Gene Ontology annotation, molecular function: protein binding; mRNA binding. The record is from RefSeq and is a predicted model, not a curated record. Gene Ontology annotation, biological process: mRNA 3'-end processing. Gene Ontology annotation, cellular component: nucleus.